AUGAACCUCACUAGAACUAGACCGGCAAGGAGCGACGCGAUCAAAAUACAUCAGCCCUACCUUCCAUAUCAUAGAAUUUAUCUUAUUUACACAAUUACUUGAACCUUCUAUUUAAUGUCUAGGUACUAGCCAUGAAUACCCUUCAACACAAUGAAAUCCGCAUUCUAAAAAUAUUACCAGGAGAUGCGAGUACUCCAAUCAAAUGCGAGCUUCGCGUAGCUUCUCUGUCGAAGGUCUCCGAUUUCGAGACAGUCUCGUAUGUAUGGGGCGACUUCACCAAUCUCGUCGAUAUCGAACUCUCUGGUCGCAAAGUUGGAGUAACGAAGAAUUUACACACCUUAUUGCACCGUCUACGUCUAACGUCCAACGCAAGGUCAGUGUGGAUCGAUCAGCUCUGCAUUGACCAGAAAAAUAAGGAAGAGAAGUCGAGCCAAGUACGUUUGAUGAGGCAAAUCUACUCCAGGUGCUCAUCUGGACUAAUUUGGUUUGGAGAACUACAAGAUAACCUGGCCCCAGAAGAUGCUGCAGCUGUCGUCGAUUUCUUUCAAUAUAUCAGCGCCUUCUUGAAAACAGGAUCACAGGAAGAACAUCCUAAACCAACCUUCACGAAGUCGAAGGCUUUAUCUAUGCGUUUCUUAGCAGCGCUACGGUCUAUGAGUUAUUAUGAAUGUCCUUGGUGGUUAAGGAUAUGGACCGUACAAGAAGCAGUCUUGCCGAGGCAAUCUACAGUCAUAUGGGGUCCCUUUGAAAUAUCCUGGGAUAUAUUUCUCGUCGGCGCACGUACAUUCACCUUUACAACCUUUUCGGAGCUGGAGAUCAUCUCCCGUCUGCGCCCAGAAGACCAGUGGAGCGUCUUCAACAUAUUCAGACAAGUUAAAGGACUCGCAAACGCGAAUAAUCUGAAGCAUGAUCCCAUUAGCGUCAUGACCCGUUGGCGUGGUCGCCAGGCUACCGAUCCCCGAGACCAGGUUUAUGCCUUGACUGGCCUUAAUGCCCCCGGUCUGUUACCGAAUAGUGAGAGAUGUGACUACAGCAUUCAGACUCAUGAAGUUUACGAGAUAGCCACGAAGGAUUUAAUUCGAUUUUAUGGAAACCUACUGCCGAUUUCAAUGAAUCCACGCGUAGCACAGUCAUGCGCAACACCCGGAAUACCUGGUUGGGCUCUAGACUUAGAUACACAUCGCAAUUAUUGGACUUCAUGGACAAUUGAUCGCAACCUUUACGAGAAUUCCAACGCCAACCAGGGCUUGACGCCGAGUUCAAUUAACCUCGAUGUGGAAAAGAUUCUAGGUCUGGAUGGAGUAUUCGUCGACGUCGUGAAGAUAGCGGAUUACGAGGAACACUGGAUUAAGGAUACGAGUGCAAUCGCGAAGAUAAUACGACGGUGGCACUCUCUUACAAUGGAGAAUGGGGAUACUAUGCAGUCAACCCGACGGGAAGACUUCGGUUUGCUUAUGCUGAAUAAUAUCAUAAGAGAAAGGGAUUGGGAAGUCACUUCGCCGGUAGCCCCAGACGAUAUCGAGGCGGUCUUCGAAUACUUGGAUACUGGAGAGCAGAAUCACACUAUAGAGUCAAUUGUCGCAUCAACAAUGCAGCAAAGUUUCUUCAUAACGGAGACGGGAUUGAUGGGUCUCGGUCACCUCGAAACACAGCCUGGCGAUGAGAUAUGGAUUUUUAACAUGGGAAAGGUACCGUUUUCCUUAAGAAAGCAUCAAAAUACUCAAGAAACCACACUAGAUUAUGACUUCUUCGGGCCAUGCUACAUCCAAGGGAUCAUGCAGGGGGAGUUCCUCGAAGGUGGCAAGGCAAAAGGCAAGGAAAAGGCCAUAUGGAUACACUGAGAGCUUCAUCGUAUAGCAAGAGUUUGGUUGUGCCAUUACCUAGGUGCGUUCAGAGCAAUAUUUCUUUAUAUCUAGACAUAUCUGUUAGUGAUAUGAUAGAUGCUCUUCUUAUGUUC
Annulohypoxylon maeteangense is the source of this 1957-nucleotide messenger RNA. Its product is annotated as heterokaryon incompatibility protein-domain-containing protein. The transcript has a single exon. NCBI's taxonomy places the organism in Eukaryota, Fungi, Ascomycota, Sordariomycetes, Xylariales, Hypoxylaceae. Bases 132 to 1841 code for a protein of 569 amino acids. The record is from RefSeq and is a predicted model, not a curated record.